This is a messenger RNA of Otolemur garnettii (small-eared galago), 558 nucleotides long. RefSeq names its product ripply transcriptional repressor 3 (gene RIPPLY3). Gene Ontology annotation, biological process: negative regulation of transcription by RNA polymerase II; embryonic pattern specification. Gene Ontology annotation, cellular component: nucleus. NCBI's taxonomy places the organism in Eukaryota, Metazoa, Chordata, Mammalia, Primates, Galagidae. Bases 1 to 558 code for a protein of 185 amino acids. The transcript has 4 exons. The record is from RefSeq and is a predicted model, not a curated record.
AUGAGACCAGAGAAGGCGGCUGGAGCCCGGGAGGCUCAGGGGCGCUUCUGUCACUGCCCUGAGGACGAGCCCCAGAGGCCAUCGCCACCGCCCGGGCUCGACAGCUCCGCACUGUGGAGACCUUGGAUCCCCACACCUGGAGAUGCUGAGCUGACCAGGACUGGAAGCCAGCACGUCUUCUCUAUUCUGGAUUUGCUGGUUCAGGUCACAGCGCACUCCAGAACUGGGAUGGGACUUUAUCUACCUGCUUCAAAACGUCAAGAAUACCUGCAGAGUUCGGGGGAGAAAGUGCUGGCCAGUUUCCCUGUGCAAGCCACAAUUCACUUCUACAACGACGAGUCUGAUUCUGACAGUGAAGAGCAUGAGGAAGAAACCCAGCCCUGCCCUCCUCCCUGCCAGGAGGCAAGAGGUCUGGAGGAAAGUGGCCCUGGGGGAAAGAGCACAGACCAGGCCUUAUAUCAACGGUGGCCACCUGGAGAAAGGGGUGGCCUCUGUGGUGAGGGUCAGCUCCCCCACAGUGACCCCUCAGGGAAUCAUAAGUGCUCCUCAAAAGAAUGA